This is a messenger RNA of Paramecium pentaurelia, 368 nucleotides long. Lineage: Eukaryota; Ciliophora; Oligohymenophorea; Peniculida; Parameciidae. The record is from the annotation of a GenBank genome assembly.
AAUUGUUGAUUGUAAAAUUUAUUUUAUUUGUAAAAUGGAUACCUUAAAAUUUCAGAAAUGAUAAAAUGCUCAUUGAAUAUUUAAAUAUACAAAAAUCUUUAAAUUUUAAAUCCAAAUUGCAAUCUAGAUUAUUGUAGGUUCCGAUCAAAAGCUGAGAAAAAAUUCAAGCAGAAUUGCUUUUUUCAUUAAAUAAUGGUUAAAUUUACCUUUUGUAGAAUUGUCUAAAAAAUAGAUUGAGAUAAGCUCAGCAGCAUUUAAGAAAAAUUAGUAGUAAAAAUAAUUCAAAAUUCUCAGAAAAUAAGUUAAAUUGGUAAUAUUAAGUGAUAAUUUUGAACAAAAACCUAAAUAUCAUAGUUUUUGAAUUUUUA